Vespa mandarinia (Asian giant hornet) is the source of this 5818-nucleotide messenger RNA. RefSeq names its product Octopamine receptor in mushroom bodies (gene Oamb). Gene Ontology annotation, molecular function: G protein-coupled receptor activity. Lineage: Eukaryota; Metazoa; Arthropoda; Insecta; Hymenoptera; Vespidae. Gene Ontology annotation, cellular component: plasma membrane. Gene Ontology annotation, biological process: G protein-coupled receptor signaling pathway. The record is from RefSeq and is a predicted model, not a curated record.
GCCGAUGGCAGUACGACGCCGGCCGUCGUUGCGAGUGGUUCGUUCGUGUCGUGUUAAUUUCGAAAUACAAUUCACACGCUUUUUUUUUUUUUUCCUUUUUGCUCGCUUUCCCGCGUUACAAACUAUCCAUCGAACGGAUCGUUCGUCAAUGGAAAGAAGCAGAGCAAUUUUAUCUCAAUGAUAUCGAUCGAGAAAAGAAAUUUGAUGAAAAGUAUACAAAAAUAUCAAUCGAAUAAAAGGAUAAUUGGGGAGUGAAGAAUUUUUUUUAUUUCUUUCUUUUUUCUUUUUUUCUCUUGUUAUUUUCUUUCUUCGUUUUUGAAAGGAACCAAAAGAGAUACUAUUAUAUGGGAGGAAAGGCGUCGAAAGGACAAGGACGAUCGAAGUCAAAUUAUCGAGCGACGUGAUUGACAGGAUAACCGAAGCGAACUGUCGCCCGUUGUUGCUGUAAAAUUCUGACGUCAGAGGAUCCUCUCUCUACGUCGUUCUCUACGUCGUCGUUCAUCGCGCGAUCUUUCUUCGCUUAAGGUGAUCUUUGGAUCGAGAGGAACGACCGAGAGUUUGUCAUAGAGGGUCGACGAGCUUGCACACGGGCUGGAAAUGCGCUUCGUACAUUUCGAGAGGAUCUCCUAGGAGGGAAGAGAGACCGAGUGGAGGAUCGGUCGAAAUAAUGCGAGCGAAGCGCAUCAGAAAGGAAAUCCGCUUCAGAUUGCUCAGGUACCGAGAGUGCGUCGAGUGUCGAAAGAACUCCUGUCCCAUCAACGAGAGACGCCUGAAGGAGAGGGAAGAAGGGACGAACGAGGAAGAGGAGGAAGAGAGAUUGAAAAAGGAAAAAAAAUAUAUAUACCCGUGCUUCUUUUUCUCCUCUUGUUUUUUUUUUUCUUUUUCCUUUUCUUUUUACUUUCUCAACUGGCUGUGAUUUUGACUCAUAGAAAUCGUCUAGUCGUGAACGUGUUCCACGCGUAGAGCCUUUUUUGCAAAGGCUGAUUAAAAAAAAGAAAAGAGGAAAGAGAGAGCGAGAGAGAGAAAGAGAUAUAAAUCACAUCAACGGAAGAGAAAGAGGCGAAAAACAAGCGGGGAGAAUUAGAUUCGAAAAGGACAGCUCUCUCUCUCUCCUAUCCAUGGAUCCUUCGGGAGAGGAAGGAGGAGCUCGAGGCGGGUUAGCUCGAAGGUAACAGGACCGAUCGGUCGAACGAUUCUUGAAAACGAGGAAGAACACCGGAGAAGGAGGAGGUCAUGUCCGUUCGCGUGGAAGUUCGACUGAUGCGAGAAUAAGAAAACAGAAAGAAAGAAGAAGAAGAAAAAAAGGAAGAGAAGUAAAGAAACUAGAAGACUUUGACUAGAGUUGUCGUCGACGUUGUCGUAGACGUUCGAGGACGAAAAAAGUAGAAGAAGAAAAAGAAAAAGGAAAUAGGAGGUGCUUACUGUAACAGAGGCUAACCUUCUUACUGCUACGUCGUCCGAUUCUUCUUAAGGCCGAGUUCAUCUUUUCUUGAAAAUAGAAAGAGUAAGCGAGACAGAGAAAGAGAGAGAGAGAGAGAGAGAGAGAGAGAGAGUGAGGGAGAGAGAGAAAGAGAGAACGCAUCCACCUUCUUCUCUUCUCGCUCUCUCUCCUCGAGUAUACCGAAUUCGAUUUGAGCUGCGAAAAGCUCGAAAGCUUUCGUGAUAGAACGUGACUCUACUUGCUUGUUCGAGGUUGAUGCUGAGGAAGAGAGAAAGAGAGAGGAUUAGUUCUCUUCUAGAGUCUACAAGAUACCGAGAAGGUGGAAGAUAAAGGAAGAAAAGAAAAGUGAAAAAAAAAGCAGGAUUGAAAAGCGAAGCUGGAAAAUAUCGACUAGAGUGUGGACCUAUAGGGAGAUAAAAAUCAGUAAAAAAAAGGAAAAACGAUUGAUAAAGUGGAAUCUUGUCGUUCUCGCGAGGGACUCUUUUUUUCCUCUUCCUCUCCUUUCGAAUUUUCUCUAUGUGAGAAAUCCCGAAAAUAGAAAAUGUCGAAAGGUUUCGUUGCGUGGGCAAAAAUUUGUUAGUUUUUUGCCUAUCCAAGGACGAAGAAGAAUAAAAAGGGGGGAAAAAGAGAGGAAGAAAUAAAGAGGAUUUAGGAUGAUUCUAGAAUGACGAUGAUGACGAUCAUGAUGAUGACGACGACGACGACGACGACGACGACGACGACGACGACGACGACGACGACGACGACGACGACGAUGACGACGAUGGUGAUGGCGAUGAUGAUGACGAUGAUGGAUCGAGCGGCAUCAGCGACGAGAAAGCGAGAUUUUUCCGCGGAAAAUAAUUUCCGAUGAAAUCUUUCUGAUCCCUAAGGUCUCAGGAAGAUCUUUCGUAUUCCCAAAAACGAAAUAUCAAACGUUGAACGUACGACCAAUACUCUCGAUUUUUCUUUCUCUUUUUUUCUUCGAAUAAGCGUUUAAGGAAGUAAGGCUCGUGUUAUUUUUUAAGCCCACGCGAGAUUCGAAUUAAGAAGGGAAGUGAUUUUUCUUGUGAAAAGUGCUAAAGUGUACGUUCUUAAUUAAUCGAACGGGAAGCAGUGGAACCCUUAACAACAAGGACAAUUAAUAUUUAUUUAGUGAACGAUACGCGUGUUGCGUCUACGUCGAAAUAAAUUCGAAGAAAUGAAAAAAUAAGGAUUUGUCUUCUCUAAGGAAGAAGGAUUUCGUCGAAGCAUUUGGCUUCUUCUGUUUUCUUCUUCUUCCUUAUUCCGUGCGAACGACUUGUGAGGAUCGACUCAGACAAAUAGACGUGUUCGCGCUGAGAGUUAUCCGUUGUAUUGGGGAGAGAAAGAGAAAGAGAGAGGGAGAGAGAGAGAGAGAGAGAAAAAGUCUUCGACCCGGAGAAGUAAGCAAUGGAGCGUUUUUUUGCGAGAGCACGUUAGAGCGAACGAGAAAGAGAGAAGAAGAGAGAAAAUAUCAUUUUCUCGAGAAUGGAGUUUCAUGGUGGCGUCGGUAGGGUAUCCAUAAAUCCCUCGUAUCAUCGUCGUCAUCGUCAUCUUCUUGGGUUCGCGAAAAAAGAAGAUUCUGAUCGCGAGGUGGCCGAGUCAAAUUAAGAUGCGAGAAUUGAACGCCAGUGCAUGCACUGCUUUGUACGAGGGCGUCGAGUGGUCCGGCCCAUGGAUCCUAUUCACCCUGAUCACUCUGGCUAUCGUCAACGUGAUGGUCGUGCUCGGUAACGUCCUCGUUAUACUCGCCGUCUAUUACACGAGCAAGCUCAGAAACGUGACGAACAUGUUCAUCGUCAGUCUUGCUGUGGCUGAUCUCUUGGUCGGACUCGCUGUUCUUCCAUUCAGUGCCACUUGGGAAGUCUUCAAGGUCUGGAUAUUCGGUGAUCUAUGGUGUUCGGUUUGGCUAGCCGUCGACGUUUGGAUGUGCACCGCGUCGAUACUGAACCUUUGUGCAAUCAGUCUCGACAGAUAUCUGGCGGUGACCAGACCCGUCAGUUAUCCCCAGUUAAUGUCUCCGAAACGAGCAAGGCUUCUGGUCGCCACAGUUUGGGUUUUGAGCUUCGUCAUCUGUUUUCCACCCUUGGUCGGUUGGAAAGAUAAACGGUCUCAUCCUACGCACAACGUGACGUUUACGCAGAACGGCCCCUUCAACACUACCACCAUUAUAGUGCCGAUGAAACCGUGUCCGUGGAUCUGCGAGUUGACCAAUGACGCCGGAUAUGUCGUUUACAGCGCUCUAGGCUCCUUCUACAUACCGAUGUUAGUAAUGCUCUUUUUCUAUUGGAGAAUCUACAAUGCAGCCGUUUCCACAACGAAAGCCAUCAAUCAGGGCUUUCGUACCACCAAGGGUUCCAAAAUGUUUGGAUCCAGAUUCGACGAACAGAGAUUAACACUGAGGAUACAUCGAGGACGCGGAAGCGUUCACAACGGUAGUAACAACGGUAGUCCAAGAAGCCCGGAUUAUUCCACUCGCAGUUCCGUCAGAAAGGAAAAGAUCAAGAUCUCGGUAUCGUAUCCGAGUACAGAAACAUUAAACACAAAGUGCAACACUCUCGAGAGGACUCCUUCGAGAUGUUCUCAAGUUUCCGUGCAUUAUAGUAACGGACAAACGCAGACUCAGCUCUGUCCGAGUUCUAGGAGUACGCAUUUGAAGGUCGGCGGUAUAAACAGAGUAGGCAGUAUGAGGAGACCCAGCAGAAGGAGUAGCUGCGAGAGUCAGUUGACGAGUGACGAGGUAACGCUUCGAGAACUAGCUCAGGGCCAAGAGGAGAAGCCUAGGAUGAUGAAGAUGGGUAAACGAAAUAUAAAGGCACAGGUGAAGAGAUUCCGAAUGGAGACAAAAGCGGCAAAGACCUUGGGUAUCAUAGUCGGUGGCUUCAUACUCUGCUGGCUGCCAUUCUUCACGAUGUAUCUCCUACGUGCAUUCUGCUCGAAUUGCAUCCACCCAACCGUCUUCAGCGUACUAUUUUGGCUAGGAUAUUGCAACUCCGCGAUAAAUCCUUGCAUCUACGCGCUCUUCAGCAAGGACUUUCGCUCGGCCUUCAAGCGAAUAAUCUGCAGGUGCUUCUGCAAACGGCGAGCCAACACGUUACGGCGCGGUAGCGACGGCAGCCAAUUGGCGAUGAGAAGCGAGAGAAGUCCAAGUUAUACAAUGCGUGUGCAGCAGCAGGGCGUUUCCAUGGACGACUCCGACCAGGAUCCCGGAUCAGAACCGACUGUACAUUCGACGAGCGAGUCCAGAUGACUCUAGCCAGUCGGAGCUGGUGCGCACCGCGUCACCUUUGACCGCAGAACUUCGACGAUCAGGAUACAUUCGUCCUAUAGAGCCUGAGACCCUUCUCUUUCUCUUUCUCUCUCUCUCUAUCUCUCUUUCUCUCUCUUUCUUUCUAUCUCUAUCGCUAUCAUUAUUUCUCAAUUUCUCUUUCAUUCUGUCUCUCUCUCUCUCUCUCGCUCUCUCUCUUUGUCCCAAAAAAAGGAUUCGUUUAAACGGAAAUUUAAACGAUGCGAAGACAACGACGAUUGUGGAUAAGAUAGCAACACAAAUAAUGCGAUAAUAAUCGACAAUUGAAUACAACGCGCACGCGCGCGCGUAUACGAGUAAUUGUUCGAGAGAGUUGGGUAUCACGAGAAAGAGGGAGAGAAGAAGUAGUAGAUGGAGAAGGAGUUGGAGGAGACGGGGAAGUGGUGUCCUAAAACACGCGUUUACUUUAGAUGUCGUAAGUAUUAUUAUAAAUGAUUAUUAUAUCGUCAUCGUAAGUUUUCAAAUCGUAAAGAAGGAUUCUAUGGAGACAUUGAUAGGUAUAUAACCGCACAUACACGUGUUGUAUAUAUCACAAAUGAUUUCGUGUAUACACGGUGAGAUAAUGUUAAGUAAGAUUAAGCCAAAAGUCGACAGUCGUUAACCUUCUCUACGUCUAAAUGGUGUUCGUUGAAUCGUGCAAAUCGUGUGUUCUCCUCCAGCCGAUAUAUAUAUACAUGCAUACAUACGUACAUACAUACAUACAUGCAUACAUACAAAACUUACCUUUUCUUUUCUUUUUUCUUUCUUUUCUUGUUCUUUUCUCGUCCAAAACGUUGGAACGUUUUUCGCAUCGAUAGAUAUUUCUUUCUUGCGAAGAAGAAGCGAAAAAAAGAAGGAAGAAUAAAAGAAAGUCCUCACGCUUAAGAGCAAAAUACACUUGCAAUUCCUUUCGACCGAUUGCGGAUUAUGCAAAGGGAGAAGAAAAGCGAAUAGAAAAGUUAGCAGCGAAUAUAAUAUGCGCGAUUAAUGUAUUAUGUGAUAUACCGUAUAAAUAACGUUACGAACGAUUGCAAGUAAACAAUGUGAAUACGUGCGAAUAAAGUUCCGAGUCCAUUGAUCUUUUACCGUUA